GACAAGAAAAAAGAAAAGGAAAAGCUAGAUAAGACCGAGAAAAAGACAAGCUCUAUCAAAGAGACUCUUCCAACUUCUCUAGGGCAACAUGAACAAAAAGCAACUGUUACCAAGGAGCAGCAGCAGCUUAAUGUAACAGAUACUAACAAAAUUAAACACUGUCCGGAACUUAAAAAGGACUUAGGCACGCAUGAACCACAAGUAAAAGGACCUCUGCCAUCAACAAGCUCAAAGAAGAAAGAGAAGCCUAUACUGGAUAAGAUGAUGAUUGCAAAACCUAGGCUUGAAGCUAAUUUAGGUCUAGAUUCUGAAAAGAAAUCUCUUGAUGAAACUAAUAAAAUAUUGAGUGCAUCUAAAAUAUGUGUUAAGGAAUCCGCUGGGAAGAGCGAAAAAUUCGAUUCAAACGGGGCAAUAAAUAUGAGUUCUAUGCAGGAUAAAUUGGAGCUGGAUAUAAGUAAGAACUCUAGAAAUAAUCAAACACUUCCGCAAGAAGAAAAUGAAAUUCAAACUGAGAGUAAAUUAGAAACUCUUGAUGAAAACUGCUUGAAAACUCUGCUGACUGAAGCAAAUCUACCAACAGUUUCCAAUAAGCAAGAGGAUAUUAGAACAGAAAAUGAAAUAUUAGAUGCUAAAAAUCAAUCCAGACCUAUCAUCGACUUCCUUACCAGCACUCAGAAGCAGGAAGAUUUGACUCCCCAAGCACCAGGAGAUGAAAAAGGAAAAGUUGAACAAGUGGAAAAGAUUUUGAGCAAGGAAGUAGCAAGUGAACAGCAAAUGGAACCAAGUUGUUCUCAUACUGAGCCCACACAGCUGAAAGCCAUGAAGUCUCACCUGAAACGAAAUCUUCUCUUAAAAGAGCAAAAAGAAAAGCAAGAACAAGAUAUUGAUAGUAAGAAACCAAAAUUAUUGGAUGAUGACGAAGCGAAUAAUAUGCCGAAGAUAGAAGAGAAAAGGCAACAUGCGUCGGUUGAAGUGCCUCAGGCUACCAAAGAAAAAGUCAUUAAAGCAAAAAAAGAGAAAAAGAAAAAAGAAAAAACUGAAGAGGAGAAGCUUAAAAAAAAGGCGAAGAAGGAAAAGAAAGCUAAGAUGAAAGAGAAAGAACAAAACUAUUUCUAG
Messenger RNA from Drosophila hydei, 1116 nucleotides. RefSeq names its product DNA ligase 1-like. NCBI's taxonomy places the organism in Eukaryota, Metazoa, Arthropoda, Insecta, Diptera, Drosophilidae. The record is from RefSeq and is a predicted model, not a curated record. The transcript has 7 exons. The coding region runs from base 262 to 1116 and encodes 284 amino acids.